AUGAUGAAAGAUAAUCAAAAAAUUAAUUGUCAUUGUUGUGGUUAUAGAAAUCAUACAUUUCAUAGAUGUAAUCAUGUAUUUUAUGUACCAAAUUUUAAAGAAUUAAUACUUUUACAUAACACAUUUGAACCUAAUAAUAGAAUGAAUUAUUUUAGAAGUAAUGGUAGAAAUAGAAUAAAUGCGUUAAUGAAUAAAAACCUUAUUUGCAUCACAGGGAUUAGUUAUGCCAUAAUUAAUCAAAUAGCUCAUGAAGUAGAUUUAACAAAUGAAGUAAUGGGUAGAUUUUAGGGAACCUUAAGUAAUUUUGAAGAUUCUAUUUUAAAUGAUUAUUAAGAAGAGAGAUCUUCUAGAUAAUCAAUGUAAUAAAGACAUAGUAUAUUUGACGUUCCUAAAAGUUAUAAUUAAGCAUAAGAUACUUAUAACAGUUAGACCUAUUUUUAGAGUAGCAUUCCAGUUUUAAAAAUAGAAGAGAAAGAAGCAUCAUAAAAUAGUAGAAAAUAUAUUCAUAAACAUUUGGAUUAUAGUGCAACCAAUAAUUCUAUUAAACCAAAUUUAGUUAAGUCAUAAAUUUCAAAUGAAUUGUAAAUUAAACGAACUCAAAAAAUUAAAUAAUCAAAUUCAAGUUGUUCAUUAAACAAGAAAUCUGGAUUUGAAAUUUCAGGAACAUGUUAAGUAGGUUCUACAAUUCCAUUAUAACAAAUAUAUAUAGAUGAUUUUGAUUAAGUAUGCAAUUAUGAAUGUUAUUAUCCUUCAUUUAAUAUCGAAUAUAUAGCUAAAUCUUUAAAUCAUAAAUUAAUGCCCAAAUACAUGCACUUUGUCAAUUGA
Molecule: messenger RNA, 825 nt
Organism: Paramecium sonneborni
Lineage: Eukaryota; Ciliophora; Oligohymenophorea; Peniculida; Parameciidae
Source: the annotation of a GenBank genome assembly